AUGCCAAUGACAACGAGAUCGGCAGCGAGAUUAAACAGUGAGGAAACCAACGAAGACGACAUGGAUGACCGCGGAGGAGAAGAAAAUACACGUAGCACGGGCAGUGAUGAGAAUUUUGUUGAGUUAUUUUCGAUGAUGAAGCAGCAAACUGAGCUUAUAAUGGAGCACAAAGUGGCCCAAACAAAGCAAAUGAACGAAAUACAGCGUUUGAUUGGUGAUAUUGACGGGAAAAUGGAAGGAAUUAGCAAGCGACAAGACCGGCUAGAAAGGAGACUAGACAGAGUCGAGACAGACCUUGCGUACGUGAGUGGUGAAGUCGAAAAGUCUGGUGAAAGUCAACGAAACACUAUGGCUGUGAAUGUUGAAUGUUUCGAAGCAAGGCUUGACGUAGUGGAGAAUCGCGUAGACAGAUGCGGCGAGGGCAUAGACACAAUCCAAAAGGAACUCGUGCCGAAGUUAAAAGAAAGCGUUCUCGAAGAACGUUUAGCCGAAAUUAACUUGAAAGAAACGAGGAAACAAAAUUCAGAAAUGCUAAAUCGGGAUGUGAAAAAUUCUCCGCAAGGUAUCGAGAACAUUCGUGCCAACAAAAUUGCGACUCCCGUUUUUCCAUCACCCAGAAGGCGAUAUACCCCACCCACGUUAAAACCCGAGGAUAGUGGUUGUGUUACCUCGACGAAUGUUCGCGUCAGAGAUGCUGAGGCACCCAACAAGCUUUUACAGAAACCAACGACCUUCGAUGGCACAACAUUAUGGGAAUCCUACUACGCGCAAUUUGAGAUAGUGGCGCAAUUAAACAAGUGGAAUGAUUUUCAAAAAGCAGCCUAUCUUGCUACAAGUUUGAAGGGACCUGCUUUGGCGGUGCUGGGUAACUUGGCUCCGGAAGAACGUCAGAAUCUCAAUGUUUUAGUAGUGGCGUUGAAGAAUCGAUUUGGAACAAGUCACCAAACGGAACUAUCACGAAUGAAAUUCAAAAACCGCAUCAAGCAGAAAGAUGAGUCAUUGCCUGAAAUGGCCGAGGAUAUCGAACGGUUAUGUCGACUCGCUUAUCCAGACGCCCCUCCUACGCUACGUGAUGUACUCGCGCGGGACCAGUUUGUUGAUGCGUUGACUGAUGAAGAUACCCGAUUGCGUAUUAAGCAAGAAAGACCCAAGUCACUGCGAAAAGCCUUGGAAGCUGGUCUUGAGUUGGAGUCGUUUCAGAUAGCUGCUCGACAGCGUCUCAAAGUGUCACGAGAAACAGAGUUACUUCGUGCAGCUAGACCAAGUGGUACAGAGCAGAAGGAGCAAAGAAAGUACAACCAACUCGAGGAGGGAAAGUUGGAGAUGACGAAGAUACUCGAACGUCUGGAAAGGUCGAUGAAGCUUUGUCUUGACGGUGUUUUGGCAGCGGUAAAGGUACAACGAAGGUCGCCGAAAGAGCCUGGUUGCUGGAAUUGUGGUGAUUUAAAUCAUAUUAGAAGAAACUGUCCAAAAUCACGCAAUGAUGACGAAGAAUCGGAUGAUCAGGGAAACGGGAAGUAG
Paramuricea clavata is the source of this 1521-nucleotide messenger RNA. Lineage: Eukaryota; Metazoa; Cnidaria; Anthozoa; Malacalcyonacea; Plexauridae. The record is from the annotation of a GenBank genome assembly.